Messenger RNA from Penicillium cosmopolitanum, 471 nucleotides. RefSeq names its product putative telomere-associated RecQ helicase. The transcript has a single exon. The coding region runs from base 1 to 471 and encodes 156 amino acids. The record is from RefSeq and is a predicted model, not a curated record. Lineage: Eukaryota; Fungi; Ascomycota; Eurotiomycetes; Eurotiales; Aspergillaceae.
AUGCUAGCUACCGUCGCUCGGGAGCACCACCCUAGACACCGCCGGCGGGCGCAGUGGGAGACAUAUAAUCCUGUAUCGAUAAGCGAUAUAGGGGAUCAUCUAGGCCAGCAAGGCCAGGGAGGCAGUACCUAUAAUCUCUUUACCGCACCGGGGUCACAGGCCACAAGCAACCCACAGCGCUCAGCGUAUAGGCGGCUACUGCAGCAGAGCAGCCGAGAGUUCUUUAGCACCUUGACCCUUAACGCUCUAACCUAUCGUCAUUUAAUUAUCGCGAUUACUAAAAAGCAUCUACAGACGCAGACCACAGUAGUAGACCUACACUCUGCCGCAGAGGCGUUGGACAACGUCUUUGCCGUGCAGGCCGGGCACAGCGCCUCCGUUAACCGCCAGAUCUAUGCUGUUGAGAGCGCUCAGCCACUUCAGCUACAGCCAGAGCUGCUGCAGCUCUACCGGCACACCUCUCAUCUAUAG